Molecule: messenger RNA, 459 nt
Organism: Onychostoma macrolepis
Lineage: Eukaryota; Metazoa; Chordata; Actinopteri; Cypriniformes; Cyprinidae
Gene: hbae5
Product: hemoglobin, alpha embryonic 5
Exons: 3
Coding region: 28-459 (143 amino acids)
Biological process (GO): hydrogen peroxide catabolic process; oxygen transport
Cellular component (GO): hemoglobin complex; haptoglobin-hemoglobin complex; blood microparticle
Molecular function (GO): oxygen binding; organic acid binding; peroxidase activity
Source: RefSeq, a predicted model, not a curated record
ACUGCUCAUUUCAGACAUCGAUUCAAAAUGAGUCUCUCUGCUAAAGACAAAACAAUUGUGAAGGCCCUCUGGGCAAAGAUCUCCCCAAAGACUGAGGAUAUCGGCAAUGAGGCAAUGUCCAGAAUGCUCUAUGUCUACCCUCAGACCAAAACCUAUUUCUCUCACUGGAGCGACCUGACCCCUGGAUCCGCUCCUGUGAGGAAGCAUGGAAAGAAGGUCCUCGGUGGAAUCGGUUUGGCUGUUGAGAAAAUCGACGACCUUUUCGCCGGCCUGCUCAGUCUUAGCGAGCUGCAUGCCUUUCAGCUGAGAGUCGAUCCUGCUAACUUCAAGAUCCUGUCCCACAACAUUCUUGUGGUGUGUGCCAUGCUCUUCCCUGUUGACUUCACACCUGAAGCCCACCUGGCCAUGGACAAGUUCCUUGCAAGACUGGCCCUGGCUUUGUCUGACAAAUAUCGUUAA